Lineus longissimus is the source of this 3685-nucleotide messenger RNA. RefSeq lists its product as uncharacterized. The coding region runs from base 445 to 1101 and encodes 218 amino acids. The transcript has 6 exons. Lineage: Eukaryota; Metazoa; Nemertea; Pilidiophora; Heteronemertea; Lineidae. The record is from RefSeq and is a predicted model, not a curated record.
GGCAAAGAUUGGUCCGACAGUGUAGCCAUCCCCAAUUUACCAGCUAGGGCGAAUCGAUAUGAGAAGGUCAAUACAAAUGGCAGGAUGUUGAAUAACUUGUGCAUAAACAGCGGUGUAACGGUUGUGUCUCAAAGUUUUAAGAUUUGAAUUUGGCGCCACAGAAACUUUUGUUUUAGAGCCCACUUGUAAUGACGUCAUUGAUUUGGUGGUCACGAGGUGACGCCAUCCUUCGCGGCCUGUGCCAACAGCCAUUUUAGAGUAGAAAGCCUUUGGGGCUUUGCUCUUUAAGUUAAAAUUUCUGACCAUCCAUGGGAAGAUUGUGGUGGCAACGAUGUUUUACAUGUUCUGUGAGAUGUUACAUGAAAGAUCAGAAUAAUAAAGACCAAGAAAGAGAAUUAUUUCGUUUGUCCGCUAUUGCUGCCACAAGCGGUUUAACUAUUGUUAAUGAUGAAUACAUUGAAUGUGUAUAUUUUGGAUGGGCCAAUCACACGAAGCUACCAUGGUAAUGUGAGCUAUCUUUUCCACGUCCCGGUUAACGAAGAGGCACAAGUGUACGACAUUUAUGUGAAGGACCAAAAGGGGGCAAUCUUUGAGAAGCUGCAGAGUGGGAAGUGUUACAUGCUGCUAAAUGCUGUCAAAGUGAAUGUGGACAAGGGUUGUUACGUGAAAUUGAAGGAAGUGUCAGGCAGGAAAGGCGAUACCGUUACAACUGAUGUAACUAAGGUUUACAGUAUCCCACUAUUCACCUACAAUAAACCUGCCUAUGAGGGUUUUUUCCACGCACCAGUCGUGCCUCUACAAGAAGUCAUGCGGAGUCCAGACAAGAAGCGUGUGUCUGUAACUGGACGUGUUGCAAAUGUGUCUCCAUUGGUUGCGAAAGCAAACUGGCGUCGCCAAGAGUUGCAGCUGGUAGAUGAUGACGACAAUGCGUCCAAAAUAACCGUGAAGUUAUGGAAUGAAAACGCAGGAUUGGUAAAUGAUGGCCAUGUGGACAAGAAAAUUUGUAUUGAGAAUGUAGAGAUAGAUAGCUGGGGUAGUGCGAUAGCAGUAAGAGAUACGUGCCAAACGACUGUGAAUGACUUUUCAAGAGUUCCUAGGUGAAAAUGGUGAAGUCAGAAGUGUGCUGCCAAGUAUAUGUCCGUCGUCAGGUUUGGCUCAUAGUUGGUUGUGCAAGUAAGAUUGUAUUAUUUUGACAAUGCUUGCGCAGAGCAAAGUGCUCACAAAAGCUGUAGUUAAUUAAUAACUGUUGUUAUUAAUUGCUUUGUCAUGACAAUUGCAUUUUAUAUUUAGACCUACCAGAAUAGAUAUUUUUGAUUUUGUAUUAUCCAGAAGGAAGACGUGUAGAAAAUUGUCAAUGCAAAGAGCUCAGACGAUUCUGAAUAAUUUUUUAACUUGAUAUUAUCCAGAAGGAAGAAGUGUACUUUCUGAGAUUUAAGGAAAUUCUCAAUGCAAGGAGCUGAGACCGGACAGUUUGGGUAAAAUGAUUUCCAAUGUUCAGCUGUUUUUAAAAAAUAUCUUUACCUUGAAGUGAAACCUAACUACAGGCCAAAAGUGGGCUAGUUGCAUUUGCAUGGUACAGUACAUAUGUACAGCUAUUCACCUGCAUGCGAGCUACAGUAUAGACCUGCAUUAACGUCAUAGACCUGCAUUAAGGUCCAAGUGGUAGUCAGUAUGACUAUUCAUGCAAACAUACUAGACCACUAAUUGUGGCCUGUAGUUAGAUUCAGUUUCAAGGUAGGAGUUGUAUUGGAGGUCAGAGGAGAAGUUGUUACAGAUCUCUACAAUGGUAUAUGUGGUCUCCCAAAUGAUGCAGCUUCUGCCCAGGCUGGCAUACUUGUGCACAAAUGGCAAAUCUUGUAUGAGGAAUUGGUUGUUAAAUCCAUGGCAGUAUGUGAGUGAGACUGCAAUGUGUUCUUUGGAGCGAGAAUAUUCCAUUUUGUUACUGCUGUUGCCAUGUUUGGCUUAUUUACUUUGCAAUGAAAUAACAUUAAAUACCAAUGCUGUCUCAUUUUGAUCUUGUCACCUACUAGUAUCUGGAAACUGUGCCUGGCAAGUACUAGGCCUAGUACUGCAAAGUGGUUGUUCAGCCUGAUAGAAUGCUUCAAUGACCAAAACGAGUGCUGGAUGUGGCUGUAGACCUGUAGUUCAAGGAACUGCCUUGCCACGCAACUUUCUCAUUGUUGUUGCACACUUGUCCAGUCUCCAAUGCAGAAUCGGAUGGUACUUGCACUGCAAAAAAUGAUAUACAAUUGGUGGUGCCCUCUCCUUUUCACAGCUGCUUGGAUGUGCUAAAUUGUACAUGUAGAGUACAUUAUGAAUGUUCAUCAUGAUGACAGGAGACAGCACACUAAGAAGAUGUUCUGACUCUGAAAUUGUGACCCAAUACCAGAGAAUGCAAGUCGCAAACCAUACAACAUGCUGUAAGGCACCACACAUGUAAAUUGAUGAAAUUAUCCAAUUACCCCGUGUCUGUGUCCGUGGUGCAGAUUUGGUGUAACUGUGGCAUGUGACUCGUUCCCGUGUGCUGGGUCAUAACUUUUAAUUAAAAGGUGAAUUGUUUUGCCCAACUGAAGACACGUGCUAUGCAUAAAGCACUACAUCAACUACAUGAACAGAAAAAAGGAGAAGUGGGAGAGGUUCUGGAGUGCAAGCUAUUGAGUGUUGUUCAUUAAAGAUACAGGUACUGAAAAGCUUCCUCAGUGGGAGCUUUCAUUCCUAGACUUUGCCUGUUGGAUAGUCAAGAUGAUGCAGUGGGGUCGCUUUGAAUGCUUCGACCCAUUUAGGUGAUGAGGGGUCAAACAUCCUCCAUUAUAAAUCCUUUGAAUGUGGUGCUGACUUGACUAUUCUUUUUUUCACAUGUGGUGAAGUGAAAAUAAUGUUUGACACUUUAGAACUGGUGUCGAUGUGAUAAGCUGCCGAACACUUGGUGGAAGGGUGUGGAUACCAUGGGAACCCUUACUCCAGGGAUGAUUGAACUGCAGCUAAACAGUUGUUGUACCUCCAGUAGUAUUUUAGUUCUACAUGUAUGUUCACAACUCUUGUCGGAUGGUACGGUCUUUUCAGUGCUGCCCCUGUUUACCUAACUAAUAUUGAGGACCAACUUAUGCUUUCUAUUAGGAUAGCAUGAGUAAGAUUAACAAACUAAGGAUUGCAAAAGUGGAGACCAGCUACUAAAUUUCACCACAUUAAACUUGAGUGUGAGACGGUGAGACAAUGGGUGAUUUUGAAGCUGGUGUUCACACUGGUGGUAAUAGUGUGCAUUUUUUACAGUAAACACUGGUGUUAACACCAACUUUAAAAUCACCCAAUGUAGAGUAAAGACACACACAAAAGAGACACAUUACAUUGAGAAAUUAAGAAGUGCUAUAUGGUGAUGUGAAAGUGCUCAUGCUAUCUAAAUUAGAAAAGAGAAGAUGAGGAUAGAGGUUUUCACUACCAUCACCAGAGAGGAAUGAGAAGAAAAGUAAGGUCAAGCAGGUGCUACUAUUAUACAACAUUAAUGUAUCAGUGCUACACACAAUGCAUUAUAAUAUUGAAGAUUUAACUGACUAACGUGAAAAGUCUAACAUUACAAAAUUAGAAAACAGAAGAUGAGGAUAGAGGUUUUCACUACCAUCACCAGAGAGGAAUGAGAAGAAAAGUAAGCUCAAGCAUAUGCUGUUCCGUGAUCCUAAAUCGCUUGAGU